This is a messenger RNA of Arachis ipaensis, 651 nucleotides long. The record is from RefSeq and is a predicted model, not a curated record. Lineage: Eukaryota; Viridiplantae; Streptophyta; Magnoliopsida; Fabales; Fabaceae.
AUGGCCUAUCACCCUCAAACGAACGGCCAAGCUGAGGUUUCCAAUUGGGAGAUUAAACGCAUAUUGGAAAGAAUUGUGAAGCCUCAUCGGAAACAUUGGAGUGCUAAGCUCACCGAUGCACUAUGGGCCUACCGAACGGCGUAUAAAAUGCCAAUUGGCAUGAGCCCCUUUCGGUUGGUCUAUGGUAAAGCUUGCCACUUACCGGUGGAAAUAGAGCACAAGACAUAUUGGGCCAUCAAGGAGUACAAUUCAAGUUUGGAAGGGGCCGGAAUUGAGAGGAAGCUACAACUAGUAGAAUUAGAGUGCUUGAGGCUAGAGGCUUAUGAGAACUCUCGACUUUACAAGGAGAGGAUGAAAGCCGUGGAUGAUAAGAUCAUAAGAAGAAAAGAAUUUAGAGCCGGCAACCAAGUCCUCCUCUACAAUUCAAGAUUGAGAUUGAUGCCCGGAAAGCUAAGGUCAAGGUGGGAAGGACCUUAUAGAGUAGAAAAGGCAGAGCCAUACGGAGUCUAUCACUUGCGCCAUCCUUCAAGCUCUGACAUUUUCAAAGUCAAUAGGUAUCGUCUAAAGUUGUAUCUUGGUGAAAAGAUGAAAAGCAACAAGGAGAUGGAGGUGUACCUUUUGGAAGAUGCACCUAAUGGCAAAGGGAAUUGA